This is a messenger RNA of Bursaphelenchus xylophilus (pine wood nematode), 225 nucleotides long. The record is from the annotation of a GenBank genome assembly. Lineage: Eukaryota; Metazoa; Nematoda; Chromadorea; Rhabditida; Aphelenchoididae.
AUGCGUAUCAGUCGCGUCGGAAACAUGGGAGACAAGAGCGCCUACAUGGGAGCCUACAGUGGAGGCGGAUCGAGCGGCGGCGGCGGCGGUGGCUACGUGCGCGAGGAGUACGCGUUUGGAGGCAGCAGCGGCGGCGGCUCGUCGUCGGGUGGUGGCGGCGGCGGCGGAGGCAGCUCGGCACCACAACAGCGCUCCGAUGUGUCCUGCUAUCUGGGCCCCAAGUGA